UCGAGCGAGCAAGACGUGCAAUUACCGCAUUAAAUCGGUAGCGCUAAAAAGUUUCGAAUACAAAAAUUCGCACGCAAUCGCUUAACAUUAUCCGUGACAUUUUUGUUUCGUGUUAUAAGUUUAACUCAUUCUUUGCCAAUAUGAAAUUGAUGCUAGUCUUGAGUGUUUUGUGCCUGCUCGGUUGCAGUUUGGCUGCCCCACAAGCUCCUGUCGAGAUUUUAGAACAGGAUGUGGAUAAUAUCGGCAUCAAUGGCUAUAAGUUCAGCUACAAACUGAGUGAUGGCACAACUCGCACCGAAGAGGCUGUUCUCAACAAUGCCGGCACCGACAACGAAUCACUUUCUGUGCGCGGCAGCGUUUCCUGGGUGGCGCCCGACGGAAUAACUUAUACUAUUAACUUUGUGGCCGAUGAAAACGGCUUCCAACCCGAAGGUGCACACAUACCGAAGUAAGCUGACGUCACAGCAUCCACAUUAAGGUAUACGGCAUGGAACGAAAUCAUAGUAAAACUCAUUAAUAAAUAAUACGGUAAAGUUGUGCAUUCAUAAGUGAUUUAUGGAUGAAACACUUGCCGGUUGGAGAGGUUGUAAAUACGUACAAGUUGUAGAAGAUGUUAUGUGUGUGUGAAAAUCUUAUUAAAUUAAUAAAUACAAAAAUUGUAACGGUCUCAGUC
Messenger RNA from Bactrocera neohumeralis, 673 nucleotides. Its product is annotated as endocuticle structural protein SgAbd-6-like. NCBI's taxonomy places the organism in Eukaryota, Metazoa, Arthropoda, Insecta, Diptera, Tephritidae. Bases 141 to 452 code for a protein of 103 amino acids. The record is from RefSeq and is a predicted model, not a curated record. Gene Ontology annotation, molecular function: structural constituent of chitin-based larval cuticle. Gene Ontology annotation, cellular component: chitin-based extracellular matrix. The transcript is spliced from 3 exons.